AUGUACUUCAGUGCAGGUCCAGCUUCUACUAAUGGUAGUGGUGUAACUACCUCUGGUGGUGCUAGUGUUUACCCAAGUACUGAUGGUCAUGGAUCAGGUGCUACAGGAUCACCUGUUACAUUCACAAAUUCUGCAGGUGAAGCUUUGACUGGUCAUACAAGUGUUCAAUCUGUUACUGGAAAUGAUGGUUCAAUGUCUUCUCACACUGUCGUUGUCGUUCCAGGCUCUUCAUCAUCUGGUAUUUUCACUACAACUGGCUCAAAUGGUGACAUUGUUACUACUUCUGGAGCUUACUCUGUGGGUGGUACCACUGUUAGUUACUCAAAGGGUGCUGUUCAAGGUUCAACAAGUCCUGAAGGUAGUCUACCAACUGGAGCAGGUGGUAACCAAGGGUCUGCCGCUGCUAGUUAUUCCAAGGCUGCUAUUACAGGUACAGCUUCAGUCACAGGAGGUGUUGAUGCCACUGGUGCAGCUGUUGGAACCAAUUCUUUAAGAAAAUCACAAAUAAGUGGCGGUGUUACAGCUACUUCAGGUUUUGCUGGUGGUAAUACAUUAUCAACCUCAUCUAUUUCAGCUGGUGCUACUUCAGCCGUUGCUGGUGUUUCAACUUAUGAAGGUGGUGCUUCAUCCAACUUACAAUCAAAAGGGUUAUUCUUGUCUUUACUCUCUCUGGUUCUUUUCUUUGCUUUUUGA
Hansenula anomala is the source of this 693-nucleotide messenger RNA. RefSeq lists its product as uncharacterized. The record is from RefSeq and is a predicted model, not a curated record. The transcript has 2 exons. The coding region runs from base 1 to 693 and encodes 230 amino acids. NCBI's taxonomy places the organism in Eukaryota, Fungi, Ascomycota, Saccharomycetes, Phaffomycetales, Wickerhamomycetaceae.